CCCUGGCUUGACAUGGUUUCCAUCGCACACGGCGUUUGCAGUUCGGGUUAAUGGCUCUCGGCACCCUCCGUGCCCCUGGGGACGCGGCUCCGGCGAGGGGGCCGCUCCAACCUGGCUGUUUUGCACACGCUGCCCUGCCAGGGGCCCUGGCCACAGGCUGCCUGGGGAAGUCCUGGCCCAGGCGAGCCCCAGCGGUGGAUGCCGAGGGAGGAGGAGUUUUGCUGCUGGGGCCGCCCAGCCCCUUUCCUGGGCGGGUGUUGAGGCUGAGGAGUUUAUAGCAGCUCUGCCUCGCCUCCCUCCCAGCUGCUUGCCAAAGGCCCAGCUGCACCAUGCCACCCUGCCGCCUGCUCUGCCUGCUGCUCGGGGGCUGUCUGCUCACGCACUGGGCGUCUGGCAGCGACUUGAACUGCACCCCAAAGCAGUAUCAGCAUGAUGGCAGGUGCUGCAGCCGCUGUGGACCAGGAGACAAGGUGUUGUCUGACUGCACGGCCUCGAAGAACACUGACUGCGGGGCGUGCGAGGCGGGACACUUCCAGUCCAGCUGGACCAAGGAGAGACACUGCACCCCCCACAAAUCCUGCGACCUCAACACUGGACUUCGCACGAGGAGCCCCGGGGACACGAAGCGCAAUGCCGUGUGUGAGUGCCAGCAGGGCAUGUACUGCUCCAGCCCCGACUGCCAGACCUGCAUGAACAUCACGAACUGCAAGCCGGGCGAAGGAGUCGCUCGGAAAGCCGACAACUUUUCAGACACAGCCUGCGUGCCGUGUGAACAUGGCAGCUUCUCCAACACCUCCUCCGCCUCCGAGCCGUGCCGCCCCUGGACGAGGUGUGAGACACUGGGGCUGGUGCUGAAGACGACUGGGACAAACCUCUUGGAUGUGGCUUGUGGUAAGUGCGAAGCGGCCCGUGGCUGUCAGCGUGCAACAGCUGUGCAGAUCCCAGAGCCUGGCCGUGGCCGUUCCCCAGUGCUGAUCUCCAUUAUGGCCAUUACUGCAGCCUGUCUCUUGGGGCUCACUGUCUUCUGCCUGUAUCAGAAAGGUCUCCAGCAGUGCACAAAGAAGCAGGGCCUGAAGCUGCCGGAUCCCGUGGAGAUUAUGGUGCUGGCACCGCCCCAGCAGCCAGCCACGGCGGGGUGCGAGGAGCACGAUGAGCGCCAGGACUUCCCUGUCCAGGAGACCCUGCUGGGGCGCCAGCCCGUGGCGCAGGAGGACGGCAAGGAGAGCCGCAUCUCGGAGCAGGAGAGGCUGUAAGGCCGUGUCGUGGGGAGCAUCUGCCUCCCCCAGCACACACAGCCAGGGCUGGCCUCCUCCGCCCAGCACACAGCAGGGCCCAGCCCAGGGCGCUGUGCCACGGGGCAACCCGCAGCCCUCCGCCCCUCCCUGCCUCGGCCCCGCAGGGUCAUCGGCGGGGGCAGAGAGACGGUGCCCAGCACAGCCGGGAGCAGAGCAUUCAUGGGCGCGUACAGAGAGUGGGGUGGAGCAGCAGCUCUCACCCUUUCCCGACGACUCCUGUACCCUUCAGGGGGCUGAUUUGUCUUGCGUACCCCGAGUUUCACCUCACAGAAAAGCGACUUGCUUGCAAAGUCAGACAUAGAAAUCCCAGAGGGUCCCAGCGCAAUGAACAAUGGCUGACUUUCUCAUUGUACCAUAUCAUUCUAAAAUAAAGCGACUGGAAUAUGAA
Molecule: messenger RNA, 1683 nt
Organism: Chelonia mydas (Green sea turtle)
Lineage: Eukaryota; Metazoa; Chordata; Testudines; Cheloniidae
Gene: CD40
Product: CD40 molecule
Exons: 9
Coding region: 330-1253 (307 amino acids)
Biological process (GO): positive regulation of B cell proliferation; positive regulation of tyrosine phosphorylation of STAT protein; cellular response to tumor necrosis factor
Cellular component (GO): CD40 receptor complex; external side of plasma membrane
Molecular function (GO): signaling receptor activity; protein binding; antigen binding
Source: RefSeq, a predicted model, not a curated record